AGCUGGGUUAAUGAGGAUAAAUUACUCGGAUUACUUAAGAAUGUAAUUCACAGUCUCGGGUGAGAUUAUGAGGAAGUUUAGUUAUUUGGAAUAUCUCAUUUCUCAUACAGCGACUUGUAUUUCCGGUAAAAGAUCAACCCACAUAACCUCUUCCUGCUCGUUCAUGUCUGUGUGUUUGGAUGGGUUUAGAAACGCCGGCGUUUAGUCGCUAGACGCAGUAAACUGAUCUUUCUGCGUCAUACUUGUUUUUUUUUAGUCCGUUUUUACACUCGACUAAAGAGAAGAACGGCUUUAAAUAUGUCUAACGACGGGACACCAGAUGACCAGAUUGGAGAAGCCCUUUUAAUCAGGGUGGUUAAGGAUCAGAUGGUGAAUAUCACUCCAGAAGGAAAAUUCUGUCUCCCAGAGGUUCAACCUUUACACAACGCGCAGCACCGGAAGCUGUUGGAUGAACUGGCCAAGUCGGUUCGAGUGAUCGGUGACCAGCUUAACCACGAGCAAAACUUUAAUAAUCAGAUCGAUGGUUUAGCAUGUCAGUGUGAUAAGACGAUUUUUUCCAAAUUGGUGGAAGGCGUCUUCAGCGACGGAACCAUCAACUGGGGAAGAAUCAUCGUGCUGUUCUACGCGGUCGGAAAGCUGGCUGUAAAGAUGGUUCUGGCUAACCUGCCCACCCACUUCUCGGAAAUACUGGAAUCCUGUUUGGAUUACUUCAGGACAAAGCUGCUGGGAUGGAUUCGCAGCAUGGGCGGAUGGAUCAGCAGCAUUUCGGCUAUGACUCAAUUCUCUAUCGAGCAUAUCUCUGCCUCGUCUUUCUGCGGCAUCCUGUCUGUCGAAAACCUCUUUGCCUUUGUCUGUGGGGUCACGUUGGGGAGCGUCAUUGUCUGGAAGCUCAGUAGGAGCAGCUGAAGACGAUGAUAGAGAGAGAGGAAAAGAAAAGAUGGAGGCUGGGAGAUGAUAAACAAGUUGCACUGUGGCCAGUCUUUUAAUGUGCGUGUUUUUUGUUAUUUUUUUUCAUCAUCAUACAUCCAGAUCUUUCUUCAGUUUAGUACUUUAGAUAUAAAGAUUAAUGUUGAAAUGUUUAAUGUUUAAAAAAAGUAGUCUGAAAUGUUCACGAUCUACAGCAAAAGCUUUAAUUGUGAAGCAGUGGAUUUUGUCCCUCUGCUGCCUGCAAGACGAAUUACAGUGAAACUGGACUGAGGGUCCUUAAGAGACAUUCUCAUUCCUGUUCCUGGAGAACUGAAUGUCCUGCACAUUUUAGUCUUCAUUACCAGCCUAGGUGUGUUCGAUAGUGGCAGUUUUAGACCAGUUUAGUAGAGGUGACAGACUAGGACCCAGACUGGGACCAGUUAAAACUGGACUUUCCUCCUGUUUUGUUGUGUCCAUGUUACUGACUGAAGGUCUUUAAUAAUUUGUAGUGUUUCAGAAAUAUUUCUGUUUAUAGCUUACUAGGGGUGGAGAUAUUCAUAGAAAAGCGUUUGAUAUCAAACCCAUUUCUGCUCUCUGAGAUGCUCUGAGUGUUUGUUCCUCUAAAAAGCAGCUCAGAUUUCAUCUUCGACCAGUAAAAUUCAGUGUAAGGUUCUCCAACAGAGGGAAAACCACACGUCUAAACACACACUGAAAGCCAACAGACCCGUUUUAGAUCAGACUCACAGACAUAUUGAAUGAAAACGUCCCAUAAUUCUGCUGGCAGACUGGAACACUUGUGUGCUGGUAAAAAGGGUUAAAUCGGCCAUUAAGAAAGACUUCUGUACUCAGUGGUAUACAAUAAUGUGAGGUGACUGAUGCCUUCACUGUAACAUGUUGAUCUGGUCUUUAUUUCAUGCCUCUGUAUGAGCAAUCAGGCUACAGAAUAUACAUCAUAAUUAUUUCCAAGUCUCUAUUUAAGGUGGAUUAGGGUGCAUUAGGGAACCUGUGUGUGUGUGUGUGUCUAAAAAAAACCACACCUAUGGUACUAGAGCAGGAAAAAACAGGACAGAAGGUUCUCCAGGACCAGAGAUGGAAACUUGACACAAAGCCUCAAGUACAGUUUAGAGUUCAUUCAGUUUAGGGACGUGGCUUAUUACCUGUGUGGAUAAAUACGAACAGAAAGUGCCGAAAAAUAGGUACGAUAUUUUUAGGUACGAAAAAUUGUUUUCUUGUAAUAGAUUAAAGGUAUAAAUGAUAAAGUAUAAAAUAGUCAACAAGACUAAAGUACUAGAAUGUAGAAAAGAUACUCAGAUGACUGAAAAUGUGACUAAAAAUUGAUAUAUAUUUUUUCAUUUUGGACUGAUUUUAUCUCAUGCUCUUGUCAUUACGCUAUAAGAUGAAUUAUCUUCAGCAGCGAAAGUGACGACGGAUUUUUUUACUACACAGUAGGGUGAGCUUUAGUGAUGGUUUGUUCUACAUGGCUGUGUAUUUAUUUUCUUUUGUAGCAGCUCUUUUUUAACACCUCAACACCUCUACCUCCGGAAAAAGCACAGCGAUGUCACUUGAAGAUCCUGAAAAUUCACUCCAAAACCUUUAGCAAUUUUUUUUAUUUUAAAAUAAAGUGCUUGUUAGUUUGUUUUUGUUGAAACGUGAUAGUAAUAAUAUUCGAUUGGAUGGAAUUUUGUGUAUUCUCACAGAGCAGCCUAAACGGUACGGAGAGAGAUGUAGAUUGAUCUCCCAUGAUCAUAUCAUACACAUUAUAAAUGGUCACUUCAGGUCUCUGUUGCCACCAUAAGUUUACAGUCAGGAACCCGAUCCCUCUUAGAAAUGAUUGGUUUCUUGGGUAACUCAGGUUUCUUGGGGAUGGACACUCACUUCUCACUUUGCUCAAGGAAUACUCAACAACUCAACUAAAAAAAUAAUAAUUUUGCAAUAUCUAUGUCUGUAUCAAUUUUUGAUAACGAUCCUGAAUAUAUACGAAAUAAAGAUUUCUUUAAAAUA
Molecule: messenger RNA, 2907 nt
Organism: Hemibagrus wyckioides
Lineage: Eukaryota; Metazoa; Chordata; Actinopteri; Siluriformes; Bagridae
Product: apoptosis regulator BAX-like
Exons: 6
Coding region: 298-906 (202 amino acids)
Biological process (GO): positive regulation of apoptotic process; extrinsic apoptotic signaling pathway in absence of ligand; mitochondrial fusion
Cellular component (GO): mitochondrial outer membrane
Molecular function (GO): protein homodimerization activity; channel activity; protein heterodimerization activity
Source: RefSeq, a predicted model, not a curated record